This is a messenger RNA of Pseudovirgaria hyperparasitica, 1707 nucleotides long. RefSeq names its product family S53 protease. The record is from RefSeq and is a predicted model, not a curated record. The transcript is spliced from 2 exons. The coding region runs from base 1 to 1707 and encodes 568 amino acids. Gene Ontology annotation, molecular function: serine-type endopeptidase activity; tripeptidyl-peptidase activity. Lineage: Eukaryota; Fungi; Ascomycota; Dothideomycetes; Acrospermales; Acrospermaceae. Gene Ontology annotation, biological process: proteolysis.
AUGCACCUCUUAUUUGGUUUCAUUACAGGAGCUCUGGCAGCAUUUAAUACCGCAGGCCGUCAUGUAGUUCACGAAGAAUAUGGAUAUCCGCCUGAAGGAUGGACACAAAGAUCCGUGGCGACGCCGGAGGAACAUAUCACGCUAUUCAUCUCCAUACGACCACAGCAUCAGAAUUAUCUAGACAGAGCUCGAGAGAUCAGCAACCCUGAUUCACCAUCAUACGCUCGAUAUCUCAGCAGUCCUGAGCUCCAAGCUGCUCUCCCCAAUUUGGACACAUCUGCCCAAAGAAUUGAACAGUGGCUAUCUCACAACCUUAUCGAUGCCCAUCGCAUAGGCGACAAGAUCAAGAUCUCAACAACGGUUGGAAAAGCUUCUCAGCUGCUCAAUGCGGAGUUCUCCUGGUAUCAACACCUAGACUCUACACCUGUCAUUCGGACAAAAUCAUAUAGCAUCCCAGGAGGCCUUCAGAAUGAUAUCGACUUCGUCUAUCCAACCAUUCACUUCCUCACCCCCAAGCAGCCACGCUCAUCAUAUGAGUCUUCCUCUCUCGCAAAGCGGCAGGGGGUGCGCAGUGAAGAUCUGAACUGUUCGAAUUCAAUCUGCCCCAAGACAAUAGCAGACGCCUAUCAAAUCAACUACUCGCCCCCCUCCGGCUCGUCCGUCCGGGUCGGGAUAGCGUCGUUCCUGGAGCAAUACGGGAACCACGCCGACCUUACCUCCUUUCUCACUCAAUUCGGUCUCCAGAACCACUCCACAUCCUACAACUUCACCGAGACGUUCAUCAAUAACGGUAUCAACUCUCAAGAGCCCUCGGAAGCCGGCGUCGAAGCAAUGCUGGAUCUGGGCUAUGUCAUGGCCUUCACGUCUACUCUCCCGAUCACCUUCUACUCGACAGCCGCAAGUGGAAAUGAACCAUAUCUCGAAUUUCUUGACGCCAUCCUCGCUGAAGAGCACCCUCCCAGCGUGAUCAGUAUCUCGUACGCAGAUAAUGAAGAGACCGUUCCGCUGCCCUAUGCAAACAAAGUCUGUUUGAAAUUCGCGCAGCUCGCUAUGCGCGGCGUCUCAGUCCUUGUCGCAUCGGGAGACGGCGGUGCCAUGGGGUCUGCUGGAAAAGGCACCUGCAUAGGGCCCAACGGCAGGUCUCGGGGUUUCAAGCCAACUUUUCCGAGCUCGUGCGAAUGGGUCACGUCUGUCGGGGCUACGCAGGGGCUCCGAUCACCGGCGAACGAGGAGCCUGCGGCCUUCAGCAGUGGCGGGUUCAGCAACUACUUUGGCGUGCCGGAUUGGCAGCGUGAUGCUGUGGCCACGUAUCAGAGCAAAUUAGGAGAUAAGCAUAAGGGGUUCUACAAUUCGUCUGGACGUGGUAUUCCAGAUGUGAGUGCUAUGGGAGAACGUUAUGUAAUUGUUGCUAAGGGUAUGAAAAGUGAGCAAGCUGGGACUAGUGCAAGUACGCCUGUUGUGACCGCUGUGGUAGCCUUACUGAAUGAUUUGCGGACGAGGAAUGGGAUGCCUACCUUAGGAUUCUUGAAUCCCCUGCUGUACGGGAAGGGUAGAGCAGGAUGGACAGAUGUCAAGGAGGGAUCCGCCGUAGGAUGUUCAGAUGGCGACUUCAUUGAAGGGGGCUACGCGGCGCUGGAGGGCUGGGAUCCGGCAACAGGACUGGGAACGCCCAUGUUCUCAACGUUGAGGAAGCUGCUAGCCACGUGA